CUCCUUAAGUCCCUCAGAUUGCUCUCGGACUCGCGGCAAGGAUGAGCUACGGAGACCGCUACGCCUCGUCGUCCUACCGCCGGAUUUUCGGGGAUUCUCCCCGGUUCCCCGUCUCGUCCUCUCGCAUGAGCAGCGCCGCUCCUCGGUUCUCCCCGGGGCUACGCUCCGCGGCUGCGUCCCGCGGCAGCGCGUCCUCCCUCAGCCUGUACCGGCGGGUCGGACGGUCCCCCACCUCGUUCUCCCCGGUGCCCACCGACUCCCUCGACCUGACCCAGACCUCGGUAGUCAACAAUGAAUUCAAGGUCAUUCGAACGAACGAGAAGGAGCAGCUUCAGGGUCUGAACGAUCGCUUCGCCAUGUUCAUCGAUAAAGUGCGCCACCUGGAGCAGCAGAAUAAGUUGUUGGAGACGGAGCUGGUGACCCUGCGGCAGAAGCAAAGCGAGCCGUCCCGCAUCAGCCGUCUCUACCAGCAGGAGAUGCGGGAGCUGCAGUCCCAGCUGGAGGAGCUGAGCAGGGACAAGAACCGCAUCCUGAUCGAGAGGAACAACAUGGAGGACGAGCUGCAGAAGCUCAGUGUAAAGUAUGAUGAGGAGAUGAGGGCCCGGGAGGAAGCUGAACAGACCUUAAAGUCUUUCAGGAAGGACGUGGAUGACGCUGCGGCUGUUCGCCUGGACCUGGAACGCCGAGUGGACUCGCUGAUGGACGAAAUCUCCUUCAUGAAGAAGGUUCACGACGAGGAGAUCCAGGAGCUGAGCAGCAUGAUGGAGGCACAGCAGGUCUCCGUGGAGCUUGAGCUCGCCACACCGGACCUCACCUCAGCCCUGAAGGAGAUCCGCAACCAAUACGAGUCCAUCGCCUCCAAAAACCUGCAGUCGGCCGAGGAGUGGUACAAGAGCAAGUUUGCCAGCCUCAGCGAGCAGGCUACCAGGAGCAACGAGGCCAUGAGGGCCAGCAGGGAGGAGAUGAAUGAGUUCAGGAGGCAGCUGCAGUCCAAGACCAUCGAGAUAGAGACCCUGAGAGGCACCAACGAGUCUCUGGAGAGGCAGAUCACAGAGAUGGAGGAUGCACACAACACUGAAGUCACAGCCAUGCAGGACACUAUUGGCCACCUGGAUACUGAGCUGAGGAACCUGAAGGGUGAGAUGGCCCAGCACCUGAGAGAGUAUCAGGACCUGCUCAAUGUCAAGAUGGCCCUGGACAUAGAGAUAGCUGCCUACAGGAAACUGCUGGAGGGGGAGGAGACUCACUUUAACUCAGGGAUGACUUUUGCUGCGGCCAGCUACAGCUACCAGCCCCGGGGCUCAGCGGGCUCCUCCAGGAGCAGCCAGAGGGAGAAAGAAGGAGCCACGAAGGAAAGCUUCAAGGAUAUCAGUGAGGAUAAAGAUGAGGAAGACAUCAACUCUAACAACUGAAGACGGACGGACAGACAGACAGAUAGGGAAGUCUGGAAAGUGAGAAGAGAUAUACUGUGGAUGUAGAGUGAGUUCAUAGUAACAUACUGUAUUUGCUAAGGCCAACAAUAAUACAAAUGUUUUGGAAUUAGACCUGAAAGUCAGGAUUUUGGGUGAUAAUAUCUUGUACCUGAAAACUGUUUUUCUGGGACAUAGGUCUCAGUAUUUAGAGACUAUCAAACUUUCUCCAAUGUCAAUGAGAGGUUUGUCACUGUUAUUAAGUUGUAAAUCUUCAACAUUAAACAAAGGAAGCCACCCUGGUAUCUAGACCACAUCUACUGAAGGUCUCCAGAGAUUAACAUGUCGCAGAUAUUAGUAUAGUAGAUUUGUGACCAAGCACUGAAUGUUGCUGGAUGAAUUGACAUUUUGCUGCUGUGUUAAAACCCGCGUGCCAGGGUAAAAAAAAAAA
This is a messenger RNA of Xiphias gladius (swordfish), 1860 nucleotides long. It is a transcript of the gene inaa, whose product is annotated as internexin neuronal intermediate filament protein, alpha a. Gene Ontology annotation, biological process: intermediate filament organization. The transcript is spliced from 5 exons. Lineage: Eukaryota; Metazoa; Chordata; Actinopteri; Istiophoriformes; Xiphiidae. The coding region runs from base 42 to 1412 and encodes 456 amino acids. Gene Ontology annotation, cellular component: intermediate filament; postsynaptic intermediate filament cytoskeleton; cytoplasm. Gene Ontology annotation, molecular function: structural constituent of postsynaptic intermediate filament cytoskeleton. The record is from RefSeq and is a predicted model, not a curated record.